Molecule: messenger RNA, 5467 nt
Organism: Gambusia affinis (western mosquitofish)
Lineage: Eukaryota; Metazoa; Chordata; Actinopteri; Cyprinodontiformes; Poeciliidae
Product: collagen alpha-1(I) chain-like
Exons: 48
Coding region: 161-5170 (1669 amino acids)
Cellular component (GO): basement membrane; collagen trimer
Molecular function (GO): extracellular matrix structural constituent
Source: RefSeq, a predicted model, not a curated record
UCAUCUCAUUCCCACUGGCGGCAAACAGUGGCAGCUUGCCUUUUCAUUGACUGUGAGACAGAUUAUUUGGGCUCUGCUGAAUCCUUUAUUGGAAUAAAUUGAGUGGUUUGGGGGCAGCACUGAGGCCUUCAGUAACUUCAGCAGCCUCAGAAGAUGAGCGAUGGCAUUCAAAGUAACUUUCUUGAUGUUUUUUACCUCCUGGUGGAUCAUUUUCCUGGUCAUCCAUGUGCAGCUUCUCAAAGCAGGGAAACUUGAAGGCCCAUGUCAAGGCAGAGACUGCUCUCAGUGUGUGUGUCACCCUGCUAAAGGUGCAAGGGGACCUCCAGGGAAACCAGGAAAGCAAGGUACUCAGGGUCCAAUGGGACAAAGAGGACGAGAUGGGUCUCAAGGGGAGAAGGGAAGAGUGGGCACAGCAGGAUCACAUGGCCUACAGGGUCCUCAAGGAGACCGUGGUUUGACUGGUGCUCCCGGUUUCACGGGUCAUGAAGGAUUUCCAGGCCACCCAGGAGCAGCGGGUGAGCCUGGUUUACCAGGAGUCGAUGGCUGUAAUGGAACAAGAGGUCAACCAGGACUGGAUGGUCUGCCAGGACUGGAUGGCCUCCAUGGGCCACCUGGGCCAAAGGGUGCUAAAGGAAGCAAAGGAAUGCCUAAUUAUAGUGGUGCUCUUCCAGGUCCUCCUGGUGAACGAGGUAGAGAUGGAGAUCCUGGUCAAACAGGAAGCCCAGGGAACAUUGGGCCUAAGGGUCUUCGUGGCCUUCCUGGACUUCGUGGGCCUAAGGGUGUAGAAGGUCAUAAAGGUGUGAAAGGACCACAUGGUGACCCUGGAAGAUCACCUAGAGGUGAAAUUGGUGAACAAGGCCCACCUGGACCACCUGGCCCACCUGGACCAGAGGAACAGAAAGGAUAUCCUUCAGAAUACUAUUUCCUUAAGGGUGAGAAGGGGAAUAAAGGUCCUCCUGGACCAUGUGGACCAAAAGGGCAUCGAGGUAUCUACAGUUCUAGUCAAACGGGACCUAAAGGAGAGAAAGGAAUCCUGGGAUUUCCAGGGGAUAGAGGUAGUCCUGGACGGCCUGGUGGAGACGGAUUGACUGGAUAUGAGGGUGACCCUGGAGACAAAGGACUGCCAGGGCUCAUUGGAAGAAUAGGAGAAAAGGGUUGGCCAGGGGAUCCAGGUCCCCCUGGUUUUUCUCAAUUUCUUAAUGAAAGUGCUGUGAGAGGUCCUAAGGGAGACCGUGGAUAUCCAGGUGCACGUGGGAUCCCAGGAGAGCCUGGGCAUAUGGGUAUGCCUGGCCCUCCAGGCCCACCAGGUGUACCAGACUCACAUGGCCGACCUGGUCAACCAGGUGACCCUGGUGAAAAGGGUGAGAAGGGAGAACCAGGGACAUACGAUUCAAAUGAAAUACUUUUCACUCUGGGACCAAAGGGAGUAAAAGGACAUCAAGGAGAAAGAGGCCCCGAUGGUUGCUCUGGUCCACCAGGAUGUGGAAAUUAUUACUGCGAGCCUGGUUCUCCAGGGGAACCUGGUGAAGAUGGACCCAAAGGAUUUUCUGGAAAGAAAGGCCUAAAAGGAGUUAAAGGUUGUCCAGGGGAAUGUACAUGUGUGCAUACUUUGGGGGCUGUUGGCCCACCUGGUCCACCUGGUUAUCCAGGAUCUCUAGGAUUUCCAGGGGCUCCAGGACUUCCGGGGGAUCCGGGACCUAGGGGAAGUGAUGGCCCAAGAGGACCAGAUGGCACAUAUGGUUUCACAGGUCUAAAAGGAAGAAAGGGUGAGAAAGGUGACACAUAUGGGAGGGGUUCUAAAGGUGGGAAAGGGGACAGAGGAGAACCAGGAUAUGCUGGUCCUUUAGGACGAACAGGUGAGCCUGGAGAAGAUGGCUUCCCUGGUCCGGUAGGAGAACCUGGUCCACCGGGUUCUGGCUAUGUGGGACGCCCUGGACCCAGAGGUUAUGCAGGUCCUCCAGGGCCCAAAGGAUUCCCUGGCCCCCUUGGUCAACCAGGUCCUGGAUUUCCUGGCCUGAAGGGAUUACCUGGACUUCAAGGAAAUCAGGGAUAUCCAGGGAUUCCUGGAGUCCCAGGACGACCAGGUCCACCAGGUGAAACAGAUCCAUGCUGUCAUGAAGGCCAUAUUGGACCACCAGGGCCUAAGGGUGAGCCAGGGUUACCAGGUGUUCAGGGUCAACCUGGAAGAGAUGGCUAUCCAGGAACUCCAGGACAACAAGGAUCUAAAGGGAUAAAGGGAGAUGAUGGAGAAACUCUGACUGGACCGCCAGGAUCUAGUGGUGCAAAUGGAGAUCCAGGUGACCAUGGUCCCACUGGCCUUAGCCUGGAUGGCCCUGAUGGUCUUCCUGGGUCACCAGGACCCCAUGGCAGAAAAGGGGACCCAGGAGACAUCCUUUCAGCUUGGCCAGGUUCAAUUGGUCCUCCUGGACCACCAGGAGCUGUGGGGCCAUCCGGAAUUCCUGGAAUCCCUGGACAUCCAGGAUCUCCAGGAUUAGAAGGCCCACCAGGACCCCAAGGUCACAAGGGAGAUCCUGGGGACAGUGGAGACCUUGGAGAUACUGGUGCCCAAGGUCCACCAUGCACUGUUUGUGAUGUAGUAGGUACGCCUGGACCUCCAGGACUUCCAGGGGGCCCUGGUGAACAAGGAGUGCCAGGCUACCCUGGUCAGAAAGGGGUGAAGGGAGAUGUUGGUCCACCUGGUCGAGGACAGAAGGGUUUGAAAGGUAAUCCUGGUAUUCCUGGGCCUCCUGGCCCAGCUGGACCAAGAGGUGUUGUUGGUCCUCCAGGAGACCCUGGUAUUCAUGGCUUACAGGGACAGAAAGGUGAAAAAGGCUUGCCUGGGACGCCUGGGUCUAGAAGUAGGCCUGGCAAUCCUGGGCCUCCAGGGCAACCAGGUGAAAAGGGAGAAAGAGGUUUUCCUGGUCGUUAUGGAAAUACAGGUGAUCCAGGAUAUCCUGGUAGAAAAGGCUCAACUGGACCCGUGGGAUUCCCAGGAACAUGUUCAAUUGUCAACGUGAUAAAAGGUUCUCCUGGACUUUCUGGAAGAAGGGGGCCUCCUGGUCAGCCAGGGUUUGCAGGAUACAAAGGCAGCACAGGCAUGCCUGGUGAUGUGGGGCCUGAUGGAUGGCCAGGAUCACAAGGAUUAAAAGGAUUUGCUGGUAUUCCAGGUAGAGAAGGAUUAUCAGGCCUCCCUGGACUUCAAGGGAUUAAAGGAUUCCCAGGUCCAAGGGGGUAUUCUGGGAAUACUGGAGAUCAGGGAGAUCCAGGGCCACCAGGACAAAUUGGUAUCCCUGGUCUCCCAGGAUUUUCUGGUGUAAAAGGUAAUAAAGGGCAGUCUUAUGAGAUACCUGGCCCAAAAGGAUUCAAAGGAUUACCUGGGGAGAUUGGGCAAAGUGCACUUACAGGAAGUCCUGGGGAUCCAGGUGACCUAGGACCCAGGGGAAGGCAAGGGCAACCUGGACGUCCAGGGGUUGCUGGGGAAACCGGAAGACAAGGAGGGCCAGGCUCUCCUGGGUCCCGAGGUCCACCAGGGCGUCAAGGCAUUAGAGGUCCUCCAGGUGAUGUAGGAGUUGUGGGACCACCUGGCCCCCCUGGCCCAUGGGGCAAUCCAGGUGCCCCUGGAACACCAGGUCAGGAUGGAUUGAAUGGGCUAAGAGGUCUGAAAGGGAUGAAGGGAGCAGAUGGCCACGCCACUCCUGGACCUCGUGGACAAGAUGGUUUACCUGGAGCCAAAGGCACCCGGGGCAUCUCGGGACCGCCGGGGGACACUAUUCCAGGGGUUAAAGGCCAAACUGGGCCACCUGGGAACACAGGUUUUCCAGGAAUCCCAGGAACACCUGGUAGACCUGGCAAAGUCUGCCAAAACUCCCUUCAAGGACCUGAAGGAGAUAGAGGCUAUGAAGGGCUCCCAGGACCCUCAGGUCCUCCUGGUCCACCUGGGCCACCAGGUGGAAGCAUUUCAUACAAAGGAGACUCAGGACCAGAUGGUCAUCGUGGACCACCAGGUUAUUGGGGAAAUAAAGGCGAGCCAGGACCUCCAGGGCCUCCUGGCCACAGAGGCAGUCCAGGACCAAAGGGUGAGAAAGGUCCUGAUGGGCCAAGGGGCCUUCUGGGACGCAAAGGUCAACAGGGCAUCCCUGGACCUCAAGGAUGUAAGGGAGAAAUUGGUCCAAUUGGAGAGCCAGGUGUCAAAGGUCAACCUGGUGAUUUAAUCACUGUAGGUUUAAGGGUUCCUCCCCGUGGUCCCCCAGGGCCAAAAGGCGUUUCAGGAAGUGUAGGAAGUCAAGGGUAUGGGGGUCAUCCUGGUCCUUUUGGUCAAACAGGACAAAAAGGUCUUAAAGGGUCUGUGGGCUUUCCUGGCAUUCCAGGGCCUCCUGGGUUUGAUGGUCCCCAUGGAGACCCAGGUGAUGUUGGUGAGCGAGGAUACCCCGGGCCUCAAGGUGCCCCUGGUCCUCCUGGCGAUACAGGCGAGCCUGGCCAUAGAAGGCAACUUAGAUCAGACUUUCUUUUAGUUAUCCACAGCCAGUCAGUUCAGGUACCGCAGUGUCCUGCAGGUAGCAACCAGCUGUGGGUGGGAUACAGUCUCAUCUACCUGGAAGGACAAGAGAAGGCUCACACACAAGAUCUGGGUCAGCCUGGCUCUUGUCUCCCCGUUUUCUCCACCAUGCCUUUCUCGUACUGCGACAAAGACGCAUGCUACUACUCAAGUCGCAAUGACAAAUCCUAUUGGCUUUCCACUACUGCUCCUAUAUCAAUGAUGCCACUCUUUGGCCAGGAGAUAAGCCUCCACAUUAGCCGCUGUGUUGUGUGUGAGACCUCUUCACCAGCAGCGCCAUUUCAUAGUCAAGACCAAGCAAUUCCUCCCUGCCCAGAUGGCUGGAAGAGUUUAUGGACAGGAUAUUCUUUCCUUCUGCACACAGGGGCAGGCGAUGAGGGUGGUGGACAGUCGCUGGCUUCUUCUGGUAGCUGCCUCAGAGAUUUUCGAACUCAUCCCUUCAUUGAGUGUCAAGGUGCGCAGGGUUCCUGUCACUACUUUUCCAAUCUUUACAGUUUUUGGCUAACUACUGUAAGAGAUAGAGAGGAAUUCGUCCCUGUAAAGCCUGGUACCAUCAAAGCAGCUGAUCAGCAGCGGUACAAGGCCAGUCGGUGUAAUGUUUGCCUUCGGGAUUAAUGAUUCUGUAGACUUCAAGCUGUAAGUCUAGUUAUGUUAAACACAUUUGUGAUAUUUAAGAUAUUUAAAACCAAGGGUAACCCAACAUUGUACACAAGGCCAUAAGCUGAGGUUUCAUUUUAAGACCAACCUCUAGUUAACAUCACGGUCUUACAGCCACCAGUUGCCAACCAACUGUCUUGUCUUGUCCUUUUUUUGCUUUCUACCUUUAGUGCAACAUGUUUUACAAUUAACUAAGCAGACAAUACAUCAAUCUGACUGUACAACAGAAUGUGUUUUGCUUGACAAUCACAUCCU